Molecule: messenger RNA, 1150 nt
Organism: Macrosteles quadrilineatus (aster leafhopper)
Lineage: Eukaryota; Metazoa; Arthropoda; Insecta; Hemiptera; Cicadellidae
Product: PCNA-associated factor-like
Exons: 5
Coding region: 131-553 (140 amino acids)
Biological process (GO): translesion synthesis; regulation of cell cycle
Cellular component (GO): nucleus
Molecular function (GO): chromatin binding
Source: RefSeq, a predicted model, not a curated record
AACUAAACUAACUAGCCCACUUGACUAAAGAAACUGGAACUGGGCUAGAAGUAUUGGCAUCGUUCUACAGAUACAGACUUCGUUGUUCUGUUGUUCAGUUGCUUCAGGACAGAUCCUUAAGAUACCAAACAUGGUCAGAACAAGGGAUGCGGCUGGUGUUAAAGUUGCGGGAGCCAAAGCUUCCCGUAAAGGCCCACCCCCUGCCCCGGUAACCCCAUCUUCUGCUGAUACAAACUCUGCAAAAAACAAAUAUGCUGGAGGCAACCCGUACUGUCCUCGCGAGACACCGGCUUGGCAGAAGCCAAUAACCCAGUUCUUUUCUUCUGCUAACAACGGUGCAUGCUCCAGCGGAGAAGGUUCUUCGUCUUCUUCAUCCGCUCAACCCACUUCUGCAGAACAACCCGCUACCGCUGAACAGUCCACUUCUGCAGAACAACCCGCUUCAGCUGAACAAUCUGCUUCUACAGAACAACCCGCUUCGGCUGAACAGUCCGCUUCUGCAGAACAACCCAUUUCUGAAGAACCUGGCACAUCUGAUGAUGCAAGGAUUUGAUUUAGAGAAUGAAGACUAAGAGUUUUUGAGAAGCAUUGUGUCAUUAUAUAUUGUUGAGUUUUGCCAGUGACACUAAGUCAAACUAAAGACUUAAGAGAACUAAGAGUAGUGUUAUUGUGUUAUUUAUAUUUUGUUAAGUUUUAUCAGUUACACUAUUUCACAUAAAAGUGACUGACUAAAAUGAAUAAGAAUAAGUGCAGUGCACUAAACUGGUAAUUGUUUACUUGAGCUCCUAACAAUGAAGGCUGGAGAAUCUAAGGUACUGCAAGUAUGUGAGUAACCUUGAGUUGUGCAGUGGUGUAAUUCAGAUUACUUCAAUAUUGAUUUUCAGUUUACCAUUCAUAGCUUAGUAAAAAAGUAAAAUUCCAUUCUUUUGACAUAAAUAAUGUAAAAUAUGUGUCAUGUUAAAAUCAUUAGUUAUCAUGAAUAUUUGACAAACCAUUGUAAAAUAGGAUAGAAGACUGAAACAGUUUGACUAUUGAACGGUUCUAUAGGAGCUAAGAUGUUAAAACCACUUCAUGGUAAUGUAUUUCAAUUUAAUGUGACUUCAAUGUACCUUUCUGUAAAGUAAGCCACAUAUAUUUCCAGUUCAUGUUA